UCAUGGCCUCGGAGCAAGAGAAAAGGGGAGAGCUGGACGCCAAGGCAAGGCAAGGAAAGACUGUUGUUCCUGGAGGAACUGGCGGCAAGAGUCUUGAUGCUCAGGAGCGCCUUGCUGAAGGGCGACAAAAGGGAGGGGAGACCAGGAGGGAGCAGAUGGGUCGUGAAGGGUACCAGGAGAUAGGAAAGAAAGGAGGACUGAGCACCACAGACAAGCCUGGAGGAGAGCGCGCUGCUGAGGAAGGAAUUCCUAUUGACGAGUCCAAGUACAAAACUAAGAAGCUUAAUGUAAUAUCAGUGGAGCGUCAGUUAAUCGGUGGAGUCAUAGUGUUUUCAGGAUGGAACCGGUCUGGUUGUGAAGACCUACAAGUCCCUUGCCAUGCCACAAUGAGAGUGAAUGAGUAG
Fragaria vesca subsp. vesca is the source of this 404-nucleotide messenger RNA. Its product is annotated as em protein H2-like. The coding region runs from base 3 to 404 and encodes 133 amino acids. Gene Ontology annotation, cellular component: cytosol. Lineage: Eukaryota; Viridiplantae; Streptophyta; Magnoliopsida; Rosales; Rosaceae. The transcript is spliced from 4 exons. The record is from RefSeq and is a predicted model, not a curated record. Gene Ontology annotation, biological process: response to abscisic acid.